AUGGAAUUACUUGAUUCUGUGGCUAAGGAUGCAAAGUGUGAGUUUUUCAAGGUUUUUGCACAUGUAAUAUCGUCCAUUGGCAAGCAUGCCGAGAAUCAAAGCCCUAAAAGUGCAAGAUCACCGGUAAGACAAGAUGAUAGUAAUGAUUUUUCAUACGAAGCCGUGUCUGAUGAUGCGGAUGAGCUCCUUUUGUCCGAUUUUGAAGCUUACAGCAAGCUUAUUUGCAAAGGCAUAGCGGGAAAUAAGAUAACCUUAAUAUGCUCUAACGAUGUGUAUGAUUUGGUCCACUCUCUCUUUGAUAAAAAGGUCCUUGAACUGGGAUUCUUGAACAUUUAUCGCAUGAAAGCUUUAAUGGGCAAACAAAACAAGGGUUUCACGGAUGACUAUCUACUGUCUAAUACAAAUGAAGUCUAUAUGAUAAGACCAACGUUCAAGGACUCUCAUGAUCUCUCCUCAAUAUUACAAACUCGGCAUAAUGAUAUAAACAGAGUAAUUUGCCUUCCAGAAGUCAGUGAAAUGUACCCGGAAAUGUUGAAUCGUAUGUUAGGAUCAAACUUCACUGUUGUAAGAUAUGAACAAAACACGCAACGUAUGAAUAAUCUCGUUGAAUUAUAUCAGUCUGCAAUUCACAUGAUACCAAUUGAUGGAAUCCUUUCAAUGGUUAUGUCUAAUGGAUUUCUGGAAUUUUACUUAGAGGGAGAUCCAACUACUGCCUGGUUCUUUGCAAAAGCUGUUGAAUAUCUACAAAACAAACAUUUGGGAGGCGCAAUUCCUCAGGUAAUAGGUCUGGGAACACUAUCAAAGUAUGUAACCGAGUUGCUAGUAAAGACCCGUAGAGAAGCUGCAUCAGAUUUAAUUGUAGGAAAUACUGAUAGUUUAUAUGGAGAGUGCUCUUUUAUACCUUUCAAGUUCCCGGAAGAACUGCAAAGUAGACCAUUGGUUAACAAGGGUACCUUUGAAGAUAAUCGAAUUUUGUUAGGCAAUUCUUCAACCAUAAAAUCAUCCAUAAUUAUAGAUCGCAAAGUUGAUUUGAUAACACCAAUGUGUACUAAUUUUACUUAUGAAGGAUUUUUAGAUUCAGUAUUUGGGAUAAAUGAUAAUACAGUUAAUGUUGAUGUUGGAAUUUUAGAUGGGAAGCUAGUGAGUCAAUUAGAUUUGGUGAAUGAAUUUUAUAAACCCAAGGACAAGUAUGCUAAUAUAAACAAAAAGGCUAUUCCACUAAAUACACAGUUGUAUAGUGAUAUAAGGUGGCUUGGAUUUAUAAAGGCUGCAGAUUAUCUGAAGGAUAGAGCUCUUAAAAUUAAUAAGGGAUAUGACAGUUCAAACUUACAAACAAUAGGUGAGAUGGGUGAAUUUGUCAAAAAGUUCAAAUCUUUGCAACAGGAAAAUAUUGUACUUUAUACACACUACAAUAUUAUGGAGUAUUUAAAAUCGUUUGUACGCAGUGAUCGCUUCCAGCUUAUACAAAAUCUUGAAGAUGGAAUCUUACACGGCUCUGUUGAUCACAAACAGGGUGAUUCAAAGUUGAAUAUUUCAAAGUUAUGGGCUAAAAAGACGGAUGAUCCCUUUAUUUCUCUGCUCAUAGAUUUAAUAUUUUGGAACACCGAAAUAUCGCACGUUUACAGAUUACUGAUCCUCUUGUCUCAAACCAAUGAUGGAAUUAAGCAGGAUGAUUUUAACAUUAUAAAAAAAGCAAUAAUUUCUCAAUAUGGAUUUGAACAUUUGUACAAGAUACAAAAAUUCCUAAAAUGUGGAUUGAUAAAAGUGGUCAACACAGUUAACACUUUGAGGUGGCCAAAGCUCUUUGAUAAAUUUAACUUGUUAGUUUCUCCAGAAUAUGCGUCAUCUGAUUAUUCCAACGUAUUUGGGGGUUAUGCCCCGUUGAGCGUUCGGAUAGCACAACUGCUGAACAUUACAAACGACCUGAAACCUCUUCAAUCAGAAUUUGCUCUAUUGAAUUCACCAAUUGUGUCCAUACAACAAAUGAACUUGCUACCAGAGAUACAACAAACAAAAGAUAGCGAAGCCGCACCGAGUGCCUGUCUUGUUUCUUUCAUUGGUGGAAUCACAAUGGGCGAAAUUGUGGCACUUUCUCUCCUAAACUCCAGCAACAAGUCACACUACACAGUUCUAACUACACAUAUUAUAAACUCGAAUCAUCUUAUUGAUUUGUAA
Messenger RNA from Theileria equi strain WA, 2175 nucleotides. RefSeq lists its product as hypothetical. The record is from RefSeq and is a predicted model, not a curated record. Bases 1 to 2175 code for a protein of 724 amino acids. Gene Ontology annotation, biological process: intracellular protein transport; vesicle-mediated transport. Lineage: Eukaryota; Apicomplexa; Aconoidasida; Piroplasmida; Theileriidae. Gene Ontology annotation, cellular component: CORVET complex; vacuole. The transcript has a single exon.